Hydra vulgaris (swiftwater hydra) is the source of this 942-nucleotide messenger RNA. The record is from RefSeq and is a predicted model, not a curated record. NCBI's taxonomy places the organism in Eukaryota, Metazoa, Cnidaria, Hydrozoa, Anthoathecata, Hydridae.
AUAUAUAUAUAGAAUUAUUAAAAUAAAAAAUAAAAUAAAUAAAAUAGUUGAAUCAACUGAUUGAUGAAAACUUGUUUGAUACAAAUACAAGCGGAAGAUCUCAUAAAAAGGACUUUUACCACCUAAGAAAGAAUAAAGUCAAUAUGCCAAAAACUGAAGGGAGUGGAAGAAAGAUUUCUGAAGAAUGGAGACAUGUAAAAAAAAAUAGAUGGUUCAAGCAAAGUGAAGUGCAAAUACUGUGAAUGUGAAGUAAGUGGAAAAAUAACAAGAAUUAAGGCACAUUUGAAAAAGUGCUCAAAGUUUCCAAUACCUGGAACCAGCAACACAGAUACAGAAGACGAUAAACCUCCUUUAAGUGAAAGUUAACUAAGCUUUGGCUUUAGAAGUGAUUCUUCUACAUCCAUGGAUAGAUCAUUGAAUUAUGAAGAACAAAAUGUAGAUUUUCAGGUUCCAUUGACAAGUUUAGCUUCACCAUCGAUUCCCAGUCCGACUACAUAUUCUAGAGUAACAACACCUUCCAAAGCUACGCAACUGACACAAGGUAGUAAAAAAAGACGCUUGCAAACCACAAUGAAUGAGUUUUCAAUAAAAACUACAGCUGCUCAAAAAGAAAUUUUGGAUAUGAAAAUGGCCAGAUAUUUCUAUGCUAACAACAUUCCUUUCAACACCAGUAGCAGUAAGACGUUCAAAGAAAAGGUAGAAGCUCUGCGGCCUGGAUACAAGCCACCAAAUCCUGAGUCAUUAGGUGGUUCAUUACUGAACAAAGUUAGUGAAGAAGUAGAUACCGAGUUAAAGCUUGAAUUGCAGCACAGUAACUGCUGCAUUACACUUCUACAGGAUGGUUGGUCAAGCGUCCGAAAUGACCCAAUCCUUGCUUCGUCCAUACACACGGGUUCCAAGGCUUUUUUAUUGGAAGCGGUAGAUUGCGGCCAUGAAAAAUGA